Messenger RNA from Hydractinia symbiolongicarpus, 741 nucleotides. RefSeq lists its product as uncharacterized. Bases 121 to 684 code for a protein of 187 amino acids. The record is from RefSeq and is a predicted model, not a curated record. The transcript is spliced from 2 exons. Lineage: Eukaryota; Metazoa; Cnidaria; Hydrozoa; Anthoathecata; Hydractiniidae.
GAAAUUUACAGCAGACGGCGCAGUCUGAUGUGUAAAUAAUACAUUUCAAAGAUUUACUUUCGGAAGAAAGCUGCUUUAGUGAAAAGGUGAUUGAAGAAGGAGGACGUUCUGCAAGUCAAAAUGGCAUUGAAGAUAACAUUGUUCCUUGUCAUCGUUGUGACAGUAGCUCAUACCUUUUCAUGGUCGAUCAGAAAUUAUGACCGGUCUGAUCAGCAGUUGAAUAAUAUUGACGACUAUUACAAGAGCAAUUCUUUAAGAAAAAAUGUCAUCACAAACUCAUUGAGCCAUAUCAAAAAUCUAUUUCGAAAACACCACCAUAAAGUGCCGCCAAGAUCUAACGCAUAUGACGCUGCUAUGGGUGCUACACAAGCAGAUGUGAAGCAGUUUUAUGGGGAUAGCAACUAUCAGCCUUCUCUAACAGAAAAUGCAAAUCGUGGCAUUGGAUAUACAUCAAGCAGAUCGAUGGAUUAUAACACCAGAUUCAACAGUGACAGAAGUACUUUCAAGAAACGAGCGCUAACCACGAAUGGUAUUUUUAAUUACAAAGCUGCGUCAAAAUUCAAUCACAGGAAUGACAACAUAAACAAAAAGAUGUUCCAGCAGCUACAAAAUGAUGAAAAUCUGCUGCUUCAUGAAGCUGGAAGAAAUUAUGAUUAUAAUGACAUUAAUAUGCUACCUGUGUAAGAUUAUAAAAAACUGUUGUACAGUUGAUUAGCAUAGGAAUACAUUUCAUAGCACUUA